Messenger RNA from Ostrinia nubilalis (European corn borer), 764 nucleotides. RefSeq names its product CD63 antigen-like. The coding region runs from base 50 to 742 and encodes 230 amino acids. The transcript has 5 exons. The record is from RefSeq and is a predicted model, not a curated record. Gene Ontology annotation, cellular component: plasma membrane. Lineage: Eukaryota; Metazoa; Arthropoda; Insecta; Lepidoptera; Crambidae.
CGUGGUAACUGGUACUUUUUAGUUUCACGAAAGUGCAGUUCAAAUAAAAAUGGGGUGUGUAGACUGUGUAGUUAAUGUAGUGAAGUGUGUUUUGCUUGCCGUUAAUACGUUAUACUCUAUAUUGGGUAUUGGAGUAAUAGCGAUUGGUGCACUGUUACUGGCGUACCAGUCUGAAAUUGAGAUAUUGAUCGCGCACAAAUAUUCCCUGGAUGUUUAUCGCGGUGUAUCGAUUGCGGUCAUCGUCUGCGGAUGCUUUUUGUUUUUUGUAGCCCUUUUUGGUUGCUGUGGAGUUAUAGCAAAAAAUCCACAUCUUCUUUUAGGGUUCGCGGUAUUUAUGACAAUAUUACUGGCCGCUAAGAUUUAUGUGGUUAUAAAAAUACGUAGCCCAACGUUCAAAGAAUCAGUCGUAGGUAAACUGGAUAAUGCAUUGAAAUUGGAUGAUCCCAAAGCACAAAAUAUUCAUUUAAUUGAAAUUGGGUUUAAAUGUUGCGGGACCAUGGGUGCGGAAUCAUAUGAAAAACUGAAUAUAACAAUACUGCCAAUAACUUGCUGCCCUACCGAAACGCGAUCCAUAAGAACCCGACCAAGCCCAUGUUUAAAAGAAAACGCCUACAAUGGAUGCCUAAAAAUAUUUUUUGAUGCACUCCUCUAUGCUGUUUUGACAUUUAUAAUCAUCGAGACUGUCGGCGUGAUUUUCGCUUGGUGCCUGAUCUGCGACCUAAAUGCUAAGAUGUUUUUAUAGUACGAAGUAGUAACAAAUUUGA